This is a messenger RNA of Salvelinus namaycush (lake trout), 2949 nucleotides long. RefSeq lists its product as uncharacterized. The coding region runs from base 1 to 2643 and encodes 880 amino acids. NCBI's taxonomy places the organism in Eukaryota, Metazoa, Chordata, Actinopteri, Salmoniformes, Salmonidae. The record is from RefSeq and is a predicted model, not a curated record. The transcript is spliced from 8 exons.
AUGGAAAACAUAUCACCAAGGACAACAACCACCCGAGAGGAGGGAGCGAUAACUGGCACGUUGGUGGAAGAGGAGGAAGAGGAGGAGGAGGGAGCGAUAACUGGCACGUUGGUGGAAGAGGAGGAAGAGGAGGAGGAGGAGGGAGCGAUAACUGGCACGUUGGUGGAAGAGGAGGAAGAGGAGGAGGGAGCGAUAACUGGUACAUUGGUGGAGGAAGAGGAGGAGGAGGGAGUGACAACUGGUACAUUGGUGGAGGAAGAGGAGGAGGAGGGAGAGAUAACUGGUACAUUGGUGGAGGAGGAGGUGGAAGAGGAGGAGGAGGAGGGAGUGAUAACUGGUACAUUGGUGGAAGAGGAGGUGGAAGAGGAGGAGGAGGAGGGAGUGAUAACUGGUACAUUGGUGGAAGAGGAGGUGGAAGAGGAGGAGGAGGAGGGAGUGAUAACUGGUACAUUGGUGGAAGAGGAGGUGGAGGAGGAGGCGGAGAGGGAGAUAACUGGUACAUUGGUGGAGGAGGAGGUGGAAGAGGAGGAGGAGGGAGUGAUAACUGAUACAUUGGAGGAGGAGGAAGAGGAGGAGGAGGAGGAGACAGGAGACCUGAUUAACACCAAGAAAGCUCCGGGGCGCUUCGCGGGUCGUUCCUGUCCGCUUUGCCCCAAGGUUGUGAUCGGCUUCAGUCAGCACCUGAGGUACACGCACAACGUGAGGAACACGGAGGAGAGGGUCCUCCUUUGUAAUUGGCGGUCGGGCCGUGUCAAUAUCAGGCAGCAGCCGUGUCCAGUGACGGGAUGCUCCACCCGGCUCAGCAGGCUGGAUCGACACAUGGAGUCGCACACAGAGCUCAACAGAUCGCAGAGGAGACGGGCUAUACAGGAACUGAGGAGACGGCUGACCAUGGAGCGGCUGGCCGCGUUGAGGGCCUCCAACCCUGUCGUCCCGCUGACCACCCGUUUGGAUAUUGUGGAGGGGGAAACGAAGCAGGAAGACCACUCUGUAGAUUUACCGCUUCCUCCUUUGAAAGAGGAAGAGGAGAAGAAGGACGUGAGCUGCAAAGAUUAUUCCUGCCACUGCCGAGCGUCGAUCCUGAGGCUGCGGAAAGCUUUGCAAGAGCGGGACGAGGCCCUGACAAAGAGAAGUGCGACCAACCAAUCCGUUAGAGAGGACAACCUGAAGCUGACCAAGAGAAGUGCGACCGACCAAUCCGUUAGAGAGGACAACCUGAAGCUGAUCUCUGAAUUGAAUAGAGUGAGGAAGAGGUACCAGCUACUGAAAAGGCAGAGUGUCAGGGCCAGAUCAGCAAAGGCCAGGUCAGCAAAGAGGUCCAGGUUUCAGCCCGAGCCGUCUCCUCCUACGUCAGACACAGAACAAGAGGAGCUGCAGCAGCACCGAGUCGUGGGUUCAGAGGCCCAGACAGAGGAAGCCACGGCGCCCGGAUCUAGCAGCCAAAGUCCCUUCCCGGGCUCUGCUCUGAGUGUGUUUAUAGAGGGGUUCAGGAAGACCUGUGAAGGCCCCAAUCCAAACAAUAAGCUGAAGCAAAAUUGUGCCGCAAAACUCAAGCCGGUGCAGCACUUUUUGAAGGACAUGGCGAAGGAUGAGAUUAAUCCAUCCACUCUCACUUUCCUGACAAACCAGGACAACAUGAGGAGAUGGUUCCAGACCCUUCAGAAGAACAUGGCCGUCACCACGGUCAACCACUACACCUCCACUAUCGGUGCGUUUCUCCAGUACUCCGAGGAGACCCCUCCGCCUGGCUGUCGGCUGACCAGAAACCACUGGAGGGAGAUCAACCGGGCGAUGAUGGAGAUUAACAAGUCCGUGAAAGGAUCAGUUGACAACAAGAAAGGCAAGGUGGUGUCUAUAAAGAGCCUAAUGAAGUGCCGGUCUCUUGCCAGGGACAAGAUCCCUCAAGUGCUGAAAACCUUGAAAGAAACAAAGACACAGACGAACCAGAACCGGUUUUACGGAUUCCUGUGCGCCUAUUUUACCUCCAUGUACGGCCACAGCCCGGGCCUUUAUAGAAACAUGAUGGUGAAGGAGGUGGAGGAGGUCCAGUGGAGCCUGUCUGGGGCCUAUCUGAUCAACGUGGGAAACGCAAAACAAAUGCAAACCACGAUCCAGAUGUCGCUGGAUAAAGAGGAGUACUCUUGGUUUACAGACUUCCUGAAAGUCAAGCGCAGCCUCCCGGGUGGAAAGAAAGACCAGUUCUUCUUUUUCAAUUCCACCAACACCGAGAUCAAAAACCUGCCCGUCUACCUGAGGGAGGCGUGGAAGGAGAUGGGCCUGCCUGACAGCCCUUCCUUCACUGACCUGAGGACUUCCGUCGUCAGUCACGUUAAAAACGUUCUCUCGAAUGCCGACGGGGAAAUGUUGGCCGACUUCAUGUGCCACGACAGCCAGAUGGAAGACAAACGUUACGCCACGAAUCCUUCCGGUGAGACCAGCGCCUUCCUUGAGACGGCGUCGAAGGGAGAAGAUACCGCGCCACGGGCACCGCCGGGGAGAACCAACCCUCCAGAGAAAGAAAGCGGAAGACGGAAGAGGACGACUCCGUCUCCGAGCGGACCCCUGAAGAGGUCGAGGUGCAGUACCAGGAGUCUGACACGUCCGCCGGGGAGGAGCAGAAACGGACGGCCGGACAAACUCUAGUAAAAUAAGAUCAUUCAGAGACGACGCAUUAGAUUACAAAGAUGCACUCGUACACCGUUUAACACUCAAGAACAAACAGAUUGAUACUCAGGCUUUGGGGGUCUCCUCAAACUGAGGAGUAUGUCGCCACUCGCCUCCCACUUUGUCACGCUGCAGGGGAUGAAGCAGCUGAGGUCCAUUUAAAGCCUCAAAACAGACUCCAGGAGAAAGAAGGACGAGGAAAGAGGGGGGUUGACCUCUGACAGUCAGAUGGAAGAGGGGGGUUGACCUCUGACAGUCAGAUAGAAGAGGGGGGUUGACCUCUGA